Epinephelus lanceolatus (giant grouper) is the source of this 2315-nucleotide messenger RNA. RefSeq names its product lipase, member Ia (gene lipia). NCBI's taxonomy places the organism in Eukaryota, Metazoa, Chordata, Actinopteri, Perciformes, Serranidae. The record is from RefSeq and is a predicted model, not a curated record. Gene Ontology annotation, biological process: lipid catabolic process. Gene Ontology annotation, molecular function: glycerophospholipase activity.
CUGAACAGUCAGUAAAUAUGAGGCGUUUACUGUAGCAGAGGAAUUUAGUCACAGACAGAUUUCUGUGGAUUUCAGUUUUGCUUACCAUUACAAUUUCAUUGGUUAAAGUUAAUAACAGUGGGUGGAGUGAGAAAACAGUUUUUCAGCCUGCAGGUUACCUAAAUGGCACCAACUGUGAUAUUUUUUCCCCUGACUCAUAAUAACAAUGGAAGGUUAUUUGCACAUGCUGGUGUAAAGCAUGUUCCUGUGGCAAUAUCUGACACUGCUCCUGCUGAUAGCUGUUCAAAUAUGCAAAGCUGAGGGAUGUGAAGAAUUUACAGACCUAGAUUUUGGCCACGCAUUCAUUGGAACCAGCCUCAGAAUAAAGUUGUUGCUGUACACCAGGGAAAAUGACACCUGUGGCAGACUCGUGUCCCACUCCAACUUGUCCGCCCAUCCCCAGCUUAACUCGUCCAGGCCAACCACCUUCGUCAUUCAUGGGUAUCGGCCCACAGGAUCUCCACCGGCGUGGGUGCACACCAUUACGAAGAUGCUGCUGGAGAGGGAAGACAUGAACGUAAUAGUGGUGGACUGGAACCGCGGAGCUGCUAAUGUGAAUUAUUUCAAAGCAGUGGAAAACACACACAAGGCGGCUGACAACCUCACUGCUUUCAUUAAAAUGAUGCAGGAACAUGGUGCCUCUCUGAGCUCCAUCCACAUGAUCGGAGUCAGUCUUGGGGCUCAUAUAUCAGGCUUUGUGGGUGCUAACCUGAAUGGGUCAAUUGGAUGGAUUACAGCUCUGGAUCCUGCUGGACCACAGUUCACUGGCACUUCUCCAGAGGACCGACUGGACCCCACGGAUGCUCAGUUUGUGGAUGUCCUGCACACAGACAUAGACGCUCUGGGCUUCAGAGAACCUCUGGGUCACAUUGAUGUCUAUGCUAAUGGUGGAACAGACCAACCCGGCUGCCCAAAGACUAUCUUUUCUGGAGGAGCCUAUUUUAAAUGCGACCACCAGAGAUCAGUGUUACUCUACCUUGACUCUGUGCAUCGGACGUGUGCCAGCAGGGUCUUCCCCUGUGACUCCUACAAAGAGUUUCUGAGUGGUAACUGCUUGAGCUGUGACACCUUUGGUGUUGCUGGAUGUCCUGUCUUUGGUUAUGACAUCAGAGAGUGGAAAGAUGUCCUGCUGAAGCUGGGCCAAACAAAAACUUACUUCACCACCAAUGCGGUCACUCCAUUCUGCAGGACAGAAUACAGGAUGGAAGUGAUGGUAUGGAACGAGGAUAUACGAUGGGGAUACAUCACUGUUAAACUUCACGGUGAUGGUAAAGAAGCAGUGGCAACCAUUGACCAUAAAGCGUCAAAGUUCAAGAAGUACACAGAGACCAAGUUGUUUGCCCAGUUUGACAAAGACCUUAAAUCAGUGAAAAAGGUGUCUCUAAAAUUCUCCACUGGGAAUGUAUUCAAGCCCAAAUAUAAGCUCCGUGUUCUCCGAAUACGUCUCACACAUCUGGAACGCAAGGAGAGGCCUCUCUGUCGAUAUGACAUCCUUCUGGAAGACAACAAAGAGGUCACCUUCAGGCCAAUUCCCUGUGAAGAAUCCAACUUCUGAGACAAAAUCGGACACCACGUCAGAUAUUUCAAACACUCUUCAGUCCCUCCAAGAUUGUACAGGAAAACAAUAAGGACUAAUCAUUUGUCAUUUGGGAUCUGAAAAUGAAAUGUAAUAUAUUAUGUAUAUGUAUUUUUAUCAUAAAAUAUAUUCGUCUGUUUGUUCUUUUUCGAUAUUACCCAAAAAGUGAAGGUAUUUACCUUUUAAUUGUCGGGUGAAUUAGACUUUUUGUUCACAAAAAUCAGUUCAUCUGACAAUGACUUAUUAUGACAAGAUAUCUCAGUUGUGACUGUAACAACAAAAUUGAGGCUUGUUUGAAAAAAAAAAUAGUGGACUUUUUUUUCUACUUUUCCUCUCAAUCACUCUCAUUUUUGUCUCCAAAAAUCAUUCCAGUAAUGUCAGUUUUUGUUUAAAUAGAAAAUUUAGUAAGGCUGAGAGAGACAGAUGACCAAAAUGAUUUUUCGUAGAAUUACGCAUUUCUCAUUAAGACUGAAAAAAAAAGUAUUAACAAUUAUUGUCAAGCAGUGAAACCUUUGAUCCCUGUUUUUUAUCUGAUUUUUAUUUUUUUUUUCCAUUAAAAGUACUGGACUUAUGUUCUAGAUGAUAUUUCCUUAAUCAAACAUGGAUAUUUUGUAACAUAUGACCUCACUUGUAACUAUAAAUAUUUAUUUGUGUAUAUAGAUCCAUCUGUAAUUGUUAAUAAAAAGUCAAUAUUUGGUAA